Molecule: messenger RNA, 4072 nt
Organism: Sorex araneus (European shrew)
Lineage: Eukaryota; Metazoa; Chordata; Mammalia; Eulipotyphla; Soricidae
Gene: IGF2
Product: insulin like growth factor 2
Exons: 4
Coding region: 527-1081 (184 amino acids)
Cellular component (GO): extracellular region
Molecular function (GO): growth factor activity; hormone activity
Source: RefSeq, a predicted model, not a curated record
CCUCCGCUCCCUCCCGUCCUCCCCAGGCCCGCGCCUCCACGCCCUCCCCCCCACGCCCUCCCUCGCCCUCGCUGCCCACGUGGGUUAAUUAUACACUUUCUGUUUCUCUCCGCCGUCCUCUCCCGCUGUGAGCCUGCCCGCCUCUCGCUGUCCUCUCUCCGUCUCGCCCGCUCUUCGGCCCCCCCCGUUUCUCGUUCCGACUGUCUCUCCGACUAUCUCUGCCCCCCGUCUAUCCUUGGUACAACGGCUGACCUCAUUUCCCGACACCCUUUCCCCCCCUAAAAGUACAACAUCUGGCCCGCCCCGGCCCGAGACAGCCCUCCCUCCCUAAACGAUCAGAAGAGCGUCCCUCCCCCCCGAAAAAGCCAUCCCCCCGUUCGGCCCCGUCGCACAUUCGGCCCCCGCGACCCGGCUUGAGCGGCGCUGGCAGAGGAGUGCCGGCAGGAGGGCCAACGCCCGCUGUCUGGUUUGCGAACAUUUAACGCAGCAGGGAGGCGGGCGGCGGCGGCGCGGCUUCCAGAUUCCGAUGGGGGUCCCGAUGGGGAAGUCGAUGCUGGCGUUGCUCACCUUCUUGGCCAUGGCCUCGUGCUGCUUUGCUGCUUACCGCCCCAGUGAGACCCUGUGUGGCGGGGAGCUGGUGGACACCCUGCAGUUCGUCUGCGGGGACCGCGGCUUCUACUUCAGCAGGCCCGCGAGCCGCGUGAGCCGCCGCAGCCGUGGCAUCGUGGAGGAGUGCUGCUUCCGCAGCUGCGACCUGGCUCUUCUGGAAACAUACUGCGCCACCCCCGCCAAGUCCGAGAGGGACGUGUCGACCCCUCCGACCGUGCUUCCGGUAAGACCCCCCGUCCUGCAGGGGGAUCGUGCCUUGGGGGGUCCCCAAGGGACACGUCGACCCCUUGGACCAUGUUUCCGGACAACUUCCCCAGAUACCCCGUGGGCCAAUUUUUCCAGUACGACAGCUGGAAGCAGUCCGCUCAGCGUCUGCGCAGAGGACUGCCUGCCCUCCUGCGCGCCCGCCGAGGCCGUCUGCUUGCCAAGGAGCUGGAAGCGUUCAGGGAGGCACAACGCCAUCGUGCCCUGACCACCUUCCCUACGCAGGACCCCGCCGCCCACGGGGCCGCCUCGCCCGAGGCGUCCGACCACCAGAAAUGAGCCAAAUUGUCGUAAUUCUGCGAGGUGACAUCGUCCUCUCGGCGCUCCUCUUGCCGGGGACCCGACCACCAGGUCCCCCUCCGAAACCUCCCUGUCCCUGGCCUGCCCAGGUCCUCCCCUGACCAGCCCCUGGGCCCCGACCUCCCCAUGUCAGGCUCCUGUCAACCCCAGCCCCCUCGAGGGGCUGUGAAUCGGCGUUAACAUCUUCAAAGCAAAUAUAACUGAUUGGCUUUCGACAUCCCCCAGUCACUGCCCCCCAAACACGCCCCAAAACUCAGAGCGUGAGCCCCAAAUAGUGCAGCCCCCUUAAAACUCACUGGCUUCUUAAAAACACCAGAAAGGCCAGUUGUUCCCCCCAAAAAACAAACCCAAACCCCUCAAUUGGCUAAAACAUUAAAAAAAAUGAAUUGGCUAAAAUAUUAAAAACUUGAAUUGGCUAAAAUAUUAAAAACUUGAAUUGGCUAAAAUAUUAAAAACUUGAAUUGGCUAAAAAUAAAUUGGCAAAAUAAAGCGAUUCGGCACCCCCCCCUUCUUCUCUCUCCCUCCCCACUGGAGUCAAUUGGCUUAGACUCUAGCCCCGCCCCCACCCCCCGAGAGAAGAAGGACCCCAAACAUCCUCAGCCACGUCCUCGCUGCUGUCAGCCGCCCCGCUCCCGGCCAGCCCGUCCUGGGAAAGCACCGGGGUCACCACCACCGACCUGCUCAGGUGGGACCCAGGACCCCCGAGAGGGAGCCAGACCCUGAGCACCGAGACUCGCCCACAUCAGGUCUGAUUGGCACGUCCGCACCCCUGCGGCCAGCUCCAAAGCACACCCCACAUUCUGUCAUUGGCCCCACUUGAAAACGCACACAGCACAUGCACCCCCCCACAUGCACACACACGCACACAUCACACACUCAUCCACACACACACAGCCCCCCACCCCUACGCACUCACACACACGCACACACUCACGGAGGCGACCCUACUCGCCGAGCCACCAGCCCCUCAGGGGAGCAGCCCCGUCCCACCCCAAAUUUCUCUCUCCACACAGCGAGUUGAGGUCUCAGGUCUGAGCCCCCUCCUGUCCCCGGGAUGCGCCCUCAGGGGGAGGCGGGGCCCGACCAGGCCAGUUCCAGCUUUCCGAGAAAGGGAGAAAGGGACCCCCCUCGGCGCCUGCCGUGCCCCCCACCGCCCCCGGCACCGCCCACCGUGCCCAGAGGGCAGAGACGGCGUCAGCAGCGAGGACUCAGGAGCCCGGCCCCCUAUUGUGCCCUCCCAGAAAGAUCUGGGGGACCCCCGCCCCUGGAGGGCACCUAGGGACCACCUUUACCAGCCCCCUGGAGGCCUCUGCCCCCCACAGGGGCCCCCCGAGGCUGGCAAAGGUGGUGGGGAGUGUGGGAAGUCUGGCGGUUGGAGGGGUGGGUGGGGGGCAGUGGGGGCCGGGCGGGGACCCCUGAGCAGCCUGGGGCCAGCGAGGUUUCGGACUAAAGGCCGGAGCGGCGGGAGAGCCGCAGGAUUACCAUCGCGAUCAGGAACCCAAAUUCUUCACGUCAAUUGAUCUAUCUCCCCUCUUUCGUGCUCCUGGGGCUUCUUUCCUUUUUUUUUUUGAUCCCCCCUAAGCUUGUUACGCGCUCAGACCCCAAAUUGAAAGCCCGCCCCGUAACAGGGGGCAGUGACCAAGGGCCCGCGCACUCACCACCAUGGCCACCAUCCUGCCCCCGCCAUCUAUUCGCCCUGAUUUGGCCGCACUGUCCCUGUCGCUUGGCGUGAGCCGGGAGUGGAGGCCCCGCGAGCGUGGCCACAGCGCCCGUGGGGCAGCGGGGAGAGGGGGCCGCGGCCGGCCUGGCCUCUGGGCACAGCGGUUGGUGCCCAGAGGUCCUGAGGGGCGGAGGAGGGGGCCGGGCGGCGCCCCCCGUGCUGUAGGAAGGUGCUCGGAGGCCACCAGGAUGGGCCCCCGGCUGGCUCGCGCCGGCCGGGGGGGAAGGGGCGAGGUGUGAGCUGAAGGGCCCCACCCGGCGGGAGCAGGUGGUCGCCUUCCACACACGGGGGGCCCGUCCCCCCCCCAGGGAAACCUUUCCCGCUUCCUCAGCGCCCCCCUUGUCUCCAGGAAGUCCUAGCUCGGUGGGCUUCCUGGACCAAGGUGGGGUGAGGUUGUGCCGUCGGGGAGGCCAGGAGUUAGAGCCCACAGAGCCGAGAGCUGCGUGCCCACCGCCGGGCCGCCGGACCCCGAGGACCCCACGCUGGGUGCCGACCAGCCGCCUCUUGGCACCUCGGGCGCUGGCAGGGAGCCGGGCGGCUGGGGGUUUACCUCACCCCCACCUGUGCUCCCAGUGCAGCCCCCCUGCCACGCAGCCCGACUGGUCUAGCAGCGCGAGGCCCGGGGACCCCGGCGCCGUGGCUGGCAGGACCCUGGGGGCGGUCCUUGCCGCCCGCCCGAAGCACAGAGACCCGGCAGGCGCCCGAACGGGCCAUUCGGACCAUUGGCGAAGCCCAAAGACCCAAAGUCCCCAUUGGAGAACCCGGAUUGGCCGUGACCCAAGACAGACUCGGAGGCACCCCAAAUUGCCCGCCCGUUCGGCCGGCCGCCCUCCCCAGUGUUAGCCUGCCUCCGGGAGGGCGCGCCUGGCGUGCCCCGGGGACUCUGUGCCACCCGAGCAGCUCUCCUGGUGGCGACCAUCCCACCAGGCCACCCUGGCCUCCCGAGCCCCGCUUGUGGCCCUCCAUCUCUCCUCUUCCCCGCCCGUCUUCAGCGGGACCCCCUCUCAGGUCCCUCCCGUGCCAUCUCCUGAAGACCCCCACGCGCCGACCCCCUGUCAUCUGCCGUGUCCCGGCCCGUGUCGGCCCCGACCCACCGCCGUAACAUGCUGUUUUCUGACAGAGCUCUCUGGGCCUGUCUCUAACCAAACGCUCGCAAUCCCAAUAAAGCAUUCAAAUGUC